This is a messenger RNA of Physella acuta, 1986 nucleotides long. RefSeq names its product mucin-like protein. Gene Ontology annotation, molecular function: calcium ion binding. Gene Ontology annotation, biological process: cell-matrix adhesion. Lineage: Eukaryota; Metazoa; Mollusca; Gastropoda; Physidae. The record is from RefSeq and is a predicted model, not a curated record.
AUGGGAGGUCACCUUCAAAACAUGAGACUAUUGGUUGGGACAAAAUGUGAUACAGAUAUCAAUGAAUGCUUGAGUACCAGCUACUGUGUCGGAUUACAUGAAAAAUGUAACAAUUUAAAUGGGUCUGCUGAGUGCAGAUGUGUGCCUGGCUAUGAAAAACAGAGUAGAACUUGUCAAGUAUGCAACAAAACACACUAUGGCUUGGAUUGUUCUUUGAAAUGUCCUUGUGUCAUGGAAAACACCAUAUAUUGUAAUGGCACAUCUGGUGCUUGUUUAUGUUCUCCUGGAUGGAAUGGAACCAAUUGUGAAAAAGAUAUAAAUGAAUGUGAUGAUAUAAAUUAUUGCACUGAACUUUAUGUCCUAAUUGCACAGAAGCAGAAGUUUGCUUUGAUGAAACAGCUGAUAAAUGGACCUGUAGAUUUAAUGAUUCACGAAAGUAAAACCUCUAAUUACAGUUUGAACAAAUUAUCAAAAAUAACAGUUAAUGGUCUUAUAAGUUUUGAAGAAGAGUAUUCCAGCUUUAACCCACAAAAGUUACCAGUGUUAGACAAAACUUUAAAUCAGCGCAGUCUGUUGGCUGUGUACUGGACUGUUCUUGAUGUUAACGAGGAUGAUAAUUGUGAAGUUUACUAUCAGAUGUAUGAUUUGUAUUCUAAUAACACUUUGGGCACAGCUGUUUUUACUAAAGCCAAUGCAGAUGUUAUGGCUCUCACAGAAAAUAAAAGCUACAAUGCUACAAUAGUAAUUGUGGUUACAUGGGUUAAUGUACCAGCACAUGGAAGUGUGGAUGAGCGUGUCUCAUUCCAAUGUGUCAUAAUAUCAGAUGGACAUACAACAUAUGCCAUAUACAUCUACAUCCAAGGUGCAAUGAAAUUCAAACCCUUAUCAGCUAGAAAUGUUGAAGUCGGUUGGGCAAAUUUUAGCUUUGAUACAUCACUUACAAGUUACUACAGAUUUGAUACAGUUUUGGGGAACACUGGAAAACCUGGUCUUUGGAUUUUUAAAGUUGGAGAAAAUAAGAAUUUUAAGAUGAUGUGCCGUACAUGGUUUAUCUCUAAUCAAGGAGAACUGCCUACUAUUGAUCUCUGGAACAAAAAUCUACUGCCUGCCUGCCCUUGUAAUGAAGUUGCUGCCAAAAGUAGCCCAAUCUGGGUUUCUAGCAGUCUAGCCUAUUCGGAUAGAAAAUGCUUUGAUCUAUUGCCAUUUUUUGGAGAAUAUGGAAGGAGAUGCUGCUACAAAGCUGAUGAAAGUUCAAGUUUUUUAAAUACAAUCCCACAAGCUGGAAGUCUUCAGAGAUAUAAUUCUUUCAUUUACAAAGAACAUGAUCAAUUUGAUGAAGACCCUAAAGACUGGUGCUGUACUAAGUCAAACUUGUGUGACCUGUACUAUACUUUAAGACCAAUUUUCUCAUGCAAUGGGAGUAACUGGGCUAGUAGUUUCUUGUUUGGAGACCCCCACAUAAUAACCAUGGACCAAAGAUCAUUCAUAUUUAAUGGACUGGGAGAAUAUCACUUAGUGAAAAUAAUAGGAACUACUAACCAGCAUUUUAAAUUGCAGGGUAGAACCUGUCGUGCAUUAAACAGCAAUGGCAAUGAAACUCUAGCCACAGUCUGGUGUGCUCUAUCAAUGAUGAGUGGUGAUGAAAAUUCACUGAGAGUAGAAAUCAGCCCUUCAAGGAAAAGUAUUGGGAUGACUGUUACUCUGGUAAAUGAAUUACUAGAAUUUUCCCUCACGCUAGACAAAAAAUAUCAGAAAAUGACCACUGGUCUUUUAGGCAAUUUUAAUGGAGACAAAACUGAUGAUUUUAUUUGCCCAAAUGGAACACAACUCUCUGAUGAUUCAAGUGAAAAACAAUUAUAUGAGUAUGGCAAGUUAUGGGCGAUAACUCAGAAUGAAAGUUUAUUCCAGUACAGCUAUGGACAAAGCAACUAUUCUUGUGAAGGUAUUUUAUUUUUUUCAAAGUAUACAUGCAUGACAUCAAUAUGA